UCUGUUUACAGUGGUGUUCCAAUGUCCCGAGGUUACAGAAAGAAGCAGUGCCAACGCAGACACACAACACGGCAUGACCAUGGGAGUCAUGAAAGGCAUGAUCAUGAGUGCCAUGAGCAAGUGGUAAAGUAUGAUCUAUACAAUGAAGGACAUGAUUCAGAUGAACAGCUCUCAGAUGUGAACUCUAACAUGUCACCAGCUGCACAGAGACUGCGCUGUAUCCUUGGAGAGGAAGAUAACGCCACACCAACACUCUUCACAGAGAUGGACACACUGUACGAUGAAGGUGGAGAACUAGAGUGGAAGGAAUCAGCAAGGUGGGUGAAGUUUGAGGAGAAAGUGGAGAAGGGAGGAGAACGAUGGAGCAAGCCACAUGUUUCCACACUGUCACUGCAUAGUCUGUUUGAGCUGCGUACAUGUUUACAGACUGGUAGCAUCCUGUUGGACUUGGAGGGCUACUCUCUGCCUCAAAUAGUUGAUGAAAUAGUGGACAAGCAUGUGCAGGACGGCCUGAUAGACUCUGAGCUCAGAGAGAAGAUCAGUUUCAUCUUGCUGAGGAAGCAUCGACACCAGACCAAGAAGCCCAUCCAUCGCUCACUGGCUGACAUUGGAAAACCCAGUCCUUUAAGUAAAGAUCAUGUUCAGAGCCGUAGUUUGAAUGAUAUCUCAAUUACUCCAAGUUCUGACCAGCUCAAAAACAAGUUUAUGAAGAAAAUUCCUAGAGAUGCUGAGGCAUCCAAUGUGUUGAUUGGAGAGGUGGACUUCCUGGACAAGCCUUUUGUGGCCUUCGUCCGUCUUGCUCAAGCCACAACAUUGGGUGGACUGACUGAGGUCCCUGUACCAACCAGGUUUCUCUUCGUUUUGCUUGGCCCUCAUGGCAAAGUCAAGUCCUACACUGAAAUUGGCCGUGCCAUUGCCACCCUUAUGGUUGAUGAUCUCUUCAGCAGUGUAGCCUAUAAGGCCAAACACCGUGAAGACUUGAUUGCAGGACUUGAUGAGUUUUUGAAUGAGGUGACAAUUCUCCCACCAGGAGAGUGGGACCCAAAGAUUCGUAUUGAACCACCAAAGAAAGUUCCUUCAGCAGAGAUGAGAAAGUCAGUGUUUUCAUUAAAUGAACUGGGGCAAGCAAAUGGAACUGCAGGAAGAGGAGGAACAGCUGAUGAUGAUGAAGAGAUGCCUGCCACACAUGAGCUGGGAGAGGAACUGAGCUUCACUGGGAGAUUUUGUGGAGGUCUUUGGCUUGACAUCAAACGGAAACUACCAUGGCUGCUGAGUGACUUCUAUGAGGGCUUUCACAUCCAGUCUAUCUCAGCUGUGCUCUUCAUAUACCUGGGAUGCAUCACUAAUGCCAUCACAUUUGGAGGACUCUUAGGAGAUGCCACUGACAACUACCAAGGUGUGAUGGAGAGCUUUCUUGGCACAGCUCUAGCAGGAAUGGUCUUCUGCUUUUUUGGCGGCCAACCCCUCAUUAUCCUGAGUUCCACAGGACCUAUACUGGUCUUUGAAAAGCUGCUCUAUGAAUUCUGCAAGACUAAUGGCAUUGACUAUAUGGAGCUGCGCUUGUGGAUUGGACUGCAUUCCUGCCUUCAGUGUCUCAUCCUUGUGGCCUCAGACGCUAGCUACAUCAUCAAGUACAUGACCCGUUUUACUGAAGAGGGCUUCUCCAGCCUCAUCUCCUUUAUCUUCAUCUCUGAUGCUGUAAAGAAGAUGGUGGGAACCUUUCAGUACUACCCUAUUAACAUGAACUUCAAGCCUGACUACAUCACUACAUACAAGUGUGAAUGUCUGGCUCCAGACCAAGGUGCUUCAAUAGUUUUCAAUUCAUCUGCUCUACUUGGUCAAGACAACUUUACCGAUUACUCUUUGUACAAUUUCACAGUUCUGGACUGGAGUCAGCUGAGCAAAAAUGAGUGUCUAAAGUAUGGUGGGUCUCUGGUGGGAAAAUCCUGCAAGUAUGUUCCUGACCUGGCUCUCAUGUGCUUCGUCCUGUUUUUUGGCACCUAUUCUAUGACCAUUUCACUCAAGAAGUUUAAGUCCAGCCGCUACUUCCCUACCAAGUGGCGUACCUUGAUUGCAGAUUUUGCCAUUAUUAUAUCCAUUAUGGUCUUCUGUGCCCUGGAUUACCUGAUGUCCCUGGAAACUCCCAAACUGCAUGUACCCACUGAGAUCAAGCCCACUCGGCCAGACCGUGGGUGGGUGGUCAUGCCCAUUGGGAAGAACCCUUGGUGGAUGUAUUUAGGUAGCUUUGUGCCUGCACUUCUUGUUACCAUCCUUAUUUUCAUGGAUCAGCAGAUCACUGCUGUUAUUGUCAACCGCAAGGAGAACAAACUUAAGAAAGGAUGUGGCUACCAUUUAGACAUGUUUUGGGUGGGAAUCCUCAUGGCUGUCUGCUCUUUCCUGUGCUUGCCAUGGUAUGUAGCAGCUACAGUCAUCUCCAUUGCUCACAUAGAUUCCCUUAAGAUGGAGAGUGAGUGCAGUGCUCCAGGGGAGCAACCACAGUUUCUGGGAGUGCGAGAGCAGAGGUUGACAGGUAUCCUGGUUUUUGUACUCACUGGAGUUUCCAUUUUUCUUGCUCCUAUACUGCAGUAUAUUCCCAUGCCAGUACUUUAUGGCAUAUUCCUGUACAUGGGAGUAGCCUCUCUCAGUGGCAUUCAGUUUUGGGAGAGGAUGAAGCUUAUCCUGAUGCCUGCCAAGCACCAGCCAGACUUUGUUUUCCUCCGCCAUGUACCUCUGCGCCGGGUGCAUCUUUUCACCUUAGUCCAGAUUACUUGCCUGGCUGUGCUCUGGAUCCUCAAGUCUACUGUGGCAGCUAUUAUUUUCCCUGUCAUGAUCCUGGGACUGAUGGUAGUGAGAAAGAUGCUUGACCUUGUCUUCUCCCAGCAUGACCUGGCCUGGCUGGAUGACAUCCUCCCUGAGAAGGACAAGAAGAAAAAGGAUGACGAGAAAAAGAAGAAAGUGAGAAAGAAAAGAGAUCAUGACAGUGAUGAGGAGUUGAAAUGUCCCGGUGAUAGUCUUCCCUCAGUGAAGAUACCAAAGGAGCCACCAGAAUGUACAUCAUCCUCCUCCCCUGACCCUAACUCAUAACUCUGCACAUGAAGAUCUCCUGCCAUCCAUCUCCACCUCAGCCACUCUCCCAUGUUUAGGUGGAGCCCAGAUACACGGGGAUGGAUUUACCAGCAGCAGCAUGAGACUGGCAGUGAAACCACAUUACGUUGAAAUAAGAAUCUUUGUUGUUUGGGGGGAAAUGUUUAUUAAAGGUGGAAUAAUACAGGAAAAAAAUUAUGUCUAACCUAAAACUUCUUGUGCUUUGCCUUAGGUGUCUAAUGAAUAUAAAAUUAUUUUCAUCUCUAGUGAACAUGUGAAAUUUUAUAAACAACAACUGCUUAGGUCAGUUAACAGCAGCCUUUAAAUUGCAUAGCACAUAAAUGAACUUCAGAACUCUCUACUAGAAGAACACCUACUAUAUAACACAAUAAUCAGUCAUUUAUUAAAUAAAACACAACGUCAGGCUUUGGUGUUGCUUUGUGCGUAAUAAAACCAGGUAAUUGAAUCUGAAAAUAAUCUAUUUCUUCAGUAGACCCUGGAUUUAAUUAAAAAGUAACUAUAAGAAUGUACUAAAAGUAACUUAGAUUGAAUGUUGACUUAAAAUAUAUAUUUGAAGUUUAGCAGGAUUUAAAAUCAACUUAUGUGUUACAAUAUUAACAUAUGUUUGAAAUUGUUAGUUAUUGUUAGUUGUUUACACUAAUUCCUCUAUUUUAAUGAAUGUACUACAGUGCCCUCCACUAAUAUUGGCACCCUUGGUAAAUAUGAGCAAAUAAGGAUGUGAAAAAUUGUCUUCAUUGUUUAACCUUUUGAUCUUUUGUUUAAAAAAAAAAACAGAAAAUAAACUGUUUUCAUGAAUAUCAAACAAUUGCAAAUAAAACACAGGCUUAUCAAAAAAUACCUUUGUGAAAUAUAUGUGUGCAACAAUUAUUGGCACCCUUUUAGUCAAUAAUUUGUGCUACCUCCCUUUGCCAAGAUAACAGCUCUGAGGCAAGGGAUUUGAGACCAUUCAUUCAUAUAUAGAAUCUCUCCAGAUCCUUCCAAUUUUAAGGUCCAAACUGGUGGACUCUCCUCUUCAGUUCACCCCACAGGUUUUCUAUGGGUUUCAGGUCAGGGGACUGGGAUGGCCAUGGCAGGACCUUGAUUCUGUGGUCAGUAAACGAUUUUUGUGUUGAUUUUGAUACAUGUUUUGGGUCAUUGUACUCCUGGAAGAUCCAACAACUGGAUAUUUUAAGCUUUCUGGCAGAGGCAGUCAGGUUUUAAUUUAAUGUCUGUUGAUAUUUGAUAGAGUCCAUGAUGCCCUGUAUCCUAACAAAAUGUCCAGGUCCUUUGGCAGAAAAACAGCUCCAAAACAUUAAAAAGUCACCACCAUAUUUAACCUUGGGCAUGUGGUACUUUUCCAUAUGGCUAUCUCUCUGUGUGCACCAAAACCAACUCUGGUGUUUAUUGGCAAAAAGUUCUAUUUUGGUUUCAUCUGACCAUAGAACCUGAUCCUAUUUGAAGUUCCAGUGGUGUCUGGCAAACUGAAAACACUUGGUAUUGUUUUUUUGGAUGAGAGUACAGGCUUUUUUUCUUGAAACCAUUCCAAACAACUUAUGGUGAUGUAGGUGACUUCAGAUUUUAAUUUUGGAGACUUUCUGACCCCAGGAUGCAAGUAACUUCUGCAAUUAUCCAGCUGUGAACCUGCUCUUCACAGUGCGUUGAGACAAUAUAGACACACAUCCUCUUCUUCUAGGUUGAUUCAUAACAUUUCCAGUUGACUGGAACUUUAUUGCCCUGAUGGUGGAAAUAGGCAUUUUCAAUGCUUGUGCUAUAUUCUUAUAGCCACUUCCCAUUUUGUUAAGCUCAACAACCUUUUGCUGCAAAUCACAGCUGUAUUCCUUAGUCUUACCCAUUGUUAUGAAUGACUAAGGGAAUUUGGCCCAUGUGUUACCUCAUAUUUAUACCCCUGUGAAACAGGAAGUCAUGAUUGAACAAUUUCCUGUUCCUGGUCAAACAGGUGUACUAAAAAAAUGUAGAAUAUCAGUGGGAACAUAUUUCAAAUAUAUCUUUCUCAUAUGAAUUCAUAGGGGUGCCAAUAAUUGUGGCACACCUAUAUUUAAUGAAGUUUUUUUUUUUUUGAUAAACCUGUGUUAUGUUUGCAAUUGUUUGAUAUCCAUGAGAGCAGAGAGUUUUUGUGAAAAUUCAAAAGGUUAAACAAUUUCACAGCCUUCUUUGCUCAUAUUUACCAAGGGUGCCAAUAUUAGUGGAGAGCACUCUAUGGGUGAAUAUGCAGUCAAUUUGUGAAGUCAUGUAAUGUAUGUUAGAAAUAAACAUAUUUUAAAAAUCAAAAAAUACUCUAAUAUUGGAAUCUUCCUCUGUAUCAAUUCAAAUCAGUGGACUCCUGAAAAAAACAAGCUAACAUCAAGGAAAAACGCAUUCUGAACACAUAAAAUAAUAUGGUUAUAUUGAAAUAAUUAUGCACAAAUAC
This is a messenger RNA of Ictalurus punctatus (channel catfish), 5512 nucleotides long. RefSeq names its product solute carrier family 4 member 5b (gene slc4a5b). Gene Ontology annotation, biological process: monoatomic anion transport; regulation of intracellular pH; transmembrane transport. Gene Ontology annotation, molecular function: monoatomic anion transmembrane transporter activity; sodium:bicarbonate symporter activity; solute:inorganic anion antiporter activity. Lineage: Eukaryota; Metazoa; Chordata; Actinopteri; Siluriformes; Ictaluridae. Gene Ontology annotation, cellular component: plasma membrane. The coding region runs from base 22 to 3084 and encodes 1020 amino acids. The record is from RefSeq and is a predicted model, not a curated record. The transcript is spliced from 23 exons.